Molecule: messenger RNA, 851 nt
Organism: Fomitiporia mediterranea MF3/22
Lineage: Eukaryota; Fungi; Basidiomycota; Agaricomycetes; Hymenochaetales; Hymenochaetaceae
Product: protein-L-isoaspartate O-methyltransferase
Exons: 6
Coding region: 33-743 (236 amino acids)
Biological process (GO): protein modification process
Cellular component (GO): cytoplasm
Molecular function (GO): protein-L-isoaspartate (D-aspartate) O-methyltransferase activity
Source: RefSeq, a predicted model, not a curated record
GGUUCUAUAAUACUCUGCGGCUCAUCUCAGGAAUGGCAUACCGCUGCAGUGGGACCACCAACCAACAGCUCAUUGCAAACAUGCGCACAAGCGGAUUGAUCAAUUCAGACAUCGUUGAGGCCGCUUUCAAGAAAGUGGAUCGGAAGAAUUACGUGCUUGACGAGAGCGAUGCGUACAUUGAUGCUCCUCAGCCGAUUAAGUGCAAUGCGACCAUCUCUGCGCCCCACAUGCAUGCAGAGGCAACGACCAACCUCCUGCCCUUCCUUAAACCAGGUUCUCGCGUACUCGAUGUCGGGAGCGGAUCAGGGUACACCGCGGCAAUCUUCCAUCAACUCGUCCGAUCAGAUAGUCUCGAGGGGGCAGGUCCGUCCGGUAAAGUCGUCGGGAUAGAUCAUAUGACCGAACUCGUCGCCUGGUCAAUCGAGAACCUCCGCAAGGACGGUCUUGGUUCCGCUCUUGAAAGUGGUGAGGUCGAGAUGGUCGUAGGUGACGGUAGGAAAGGGUGGCCCGCCGCUGCUCCCUAUGAUGCCAUUCACGUCGGAGCAGCAGCUCCUGAAAUUCCUAAAGAGUUGAUUGACCAGCUGAAAGCCCCUGGACGUAUGUUCAUCCCAGUCGGUACUGGGUUGCAGAAGAUCUUCCAGGUAGAUAAAGAUCAAGCCGGAAACGUUACACAAAAACCGUUGCUCGACGUCAUGUAUGUUCCCCUCACCGACCAGGCGACACAAGCGCGGAAGUUUUUCUGAUUCGCGAAAGACAUCUAGUCUUUAUUCUGAUUCUUUUAUGUAUAUUUUAGCAGAACAAGUUGCUCUCGCCAACGUUCGUGUACAGAAUCGCAAUUCUUUUUAUAUCCG